Messenger RNA from Aedes albopictus (Asian tiger mosquito), 1038 nucleotides. RefSeq names its product large ribosomal subunit protein uL2m (gene mRpL2). Gene Ontology annotation, molecular function: structural constituent of ribosome; RNA binding. The transcript is spliced from 2 exons. Gene Ontology annotation, biological process: mitochondrial translation. Bases 102 to 995 code for a protein of 297 amino acids. Gene Ontology annotation, cellular component: mitochondrial large ribosomal subunit; ribosome. The record is from RefSeq and is a predicted model, not a curated record. Lineage: Eukaryota; Metazoa; Arthropoda; Insecta; Diptera; Culicidae.
GAAGUCAAAACAACAGCUGGAAAACAUUGCGGUGCGUGAUCUUUACGAGCUCGUGCGGUGUUCCGUGAUUGCAUAAACAGUCUAGUGUUAAAAGAAUCCGGAUGGCGUCGUUGGCCAGAUUGUUCCAAAAUUUGGCUAUCAAACCCAUUGCCAGUGAUGUGCGUACUCUAAGGGUGUCGUACAUUUCCACGGAAAGCUUGGCCCGGGUGAUGAAUAAACCCAAACCGGGAACGGGGAAAGCCUAUCGUAGGAUCGUCCACUAUCCGGAGCAAUACACCGUGGAACCGCUGAAGGUAACUAAUUUGGCCGGUCGCGAUCCCGAUACGGGACGGCUGAUAGCGAAGGGCAUUGGCGGUGGCAUCAAGCAUAAGUACCAUUGGGUCAAGUGGGUUCGCGAUGGACCUCUGGAAGGGCCACCCCAGGUCGAGAAGGUUAUUGACGUGAUACACGAUGGCUGCCGGACGGCGAAAGUGGCACUGGUCGCCGUGGGAGAUGAACUGAAGUACAUCAUUGCGACGGAAAAUAUGAAGGCGGGAGAUCUGAUCAAAACAUCGAGAUUCAUCCCUAGGAUCCCAGUACGUGCCAAUGAGGGAGACGCUUAUCCACUGGGAGCCCUUCAGGUCGGAACGCAAAUUCACUGCUUGGAAAAAUAUCCCGGCCAGCCCUGCCAUCUGAUUCAUUCGGCCGGAACGUACGGAACCAUUCUGCGUAAAUUUGGCGACCUGGUAGUGGUUCAACUUCCCUCGAAGCAAGAAUUCGCUUUCCAUCAAACGUGCAUGGCAACGGUUGGGCGCGUCUCUAACAUCUACCACAACAAAACUCCGAUUGGUUCGGCUCAGAAGAAUCGCGAGCUGGGUAAUCGACCUCGGUCGGGAUUGUGGCACCGGAAGGACGGCCGACAUGGACGUAAGAUUCGCAAGUUACCGCCCAUGCGUGUGAUUGCGCCUCCUUCGGACCCCUCCGCCGAACCGAUUAUCUUCACCGUUAAAGUGUAACGGGGUGACAUUAAAUAAAUAAAUGCAUUAUGUCUAUAUAGAA